Ectocarpus sp. CCAP 1310/34 is the source of this 1197-nucleotide messenger RNA. Lineage: Eukaryota; Phaeophyceae; Ectocarpales; Ectocarpaceae. The record is from the annotation of a GenBank genome assembly.
AUGACCACUCUGUACCAGCGGAAAUGCUGGAAGGAAAAGCAAGCGCGAGAGGACGCGAAGGCGUUGGCGGUGUUGGAGGAGCAAGCCAGGACGGAGCUGGAGAGAAGGCAGAACCAGGCCGCUACUCAGAUCCAGCGGGUCAUGAAGGAGUACGUGUUGCGGCAGAUCGCCAACAAGAGCAAGAAGGGGAAGAAGGGGAAGGGGGGAGCGAAGGGCAAAGGUGGAAAGAAGGGCAAGAAAUAGUCGGAGUGGGAAGAAAACGAAUCCUCUUGAAGCUGGUAGCAUUUCGUUUUUGCUGUCUUUGGCCGCUCGGCUCACGAUCAUCUGAGCUUCUACGCGACGAACAACAGUAGAGGAAGGAGGUGCCGCCGCCACAAUGGUGAGGGUUAUAAAUCCAGUCGUUUCGAGGGAGUUGCUAGCUUGUGUAAAGCUCGUUUCUUUCCACGUUUCUCUGAUUAAGUUUGUAUCCGAUCGGUUUGUGGUUUGCACAUUGGAGGUCCCCCAAUAUCCCAAGUCUGUCAUCGUGUAGCGAAGAGCGAGAAACGUUUUGGGAGAAGGGUUGGGACGACUUCGACGACCACUUUCCAUGUAUUCGAUUUUACAACGUAUGGUAGGUGAGCCCUUUGUGUACAUAUGCUGAUAUACCUUGAACCAAGUGGCAUGCGAUGUUUGACUGGAGACGCGCGCUUUUUCUGGAUAAAUGAUAGAUUGUUAAUUUUCUCAUUAAGAGGGGUGAUAUGUGUUUUUCCGUCCUUGAUGUGGGCUAGCCGGCAACCACGGGAAAUUGUUUUAAUGAUGAAGCGUGCGGGGAAGGAGAUAUGGAAUAGAGGCCCGGACGUGUUUGUAUAUGAAAAUGCAACAACAUUACCAGACGACGGUGUGUGCUCCUCCGUGAUCAAAGUACUUCACCAUUGUGGGUGUUUUGUUGGCGUUUGGGUUGACGAUGAAAACUCGAAUCAAGUUAACUUUGCCAUCCCAAGCUAGCAGGUGUGUAGGGCACACGGCUAUAUCGCGGUACUUUCACUUUUUAGCAAGGCGGGCACAGGAAUAGGGUACACGCAGAAAUAGUUGCAAAUGGCAAGCGAGCAGCAGUUUGGUCCGCCAGAAGCGUACUUACAAAAUACGGAUAAUGCUACUCAUGUGUCACGCCUAGACGUUGUGGAACUGCUGCACGACUAUGUACCAAAGCCUUCUCAU